UCUCCCCCACCGCCUUGCCCCCAGCCGGCCAUCUCCUCCGUCGCCGCGUAGAUCCCCGCCGCCCUGCCGCCCCGCAGAACACCGCCGCGCCGCAGAACCCCGCCACCCCGCAGAUCGACGCCGCCCCAGAACGCCGCCGCCCCACAGAUCCCCGCCGCCUGUGCUCCUCUCUGGCCCCGUUGCCGUCGGUAGAGGGGAGGCAUGGUGGAGCUCUGCGUCCGAACGCUGCCGCCGUGAGUACCCUCCCCUCCCCUCCGGGUUGGCCGGCCAGGGCUGCUCGACGCCAUCGGCCACUGCCCGAGCUGCGCGUCUCCACCAGCUGCGGCCGUCCUCCUCCGUGACACCGUCGUCCACCAGCAGCAUUGGAAGAUUGAAGAAAGAUCACGAGCAAGACUUAGGAAAAUUGAAGCAGUCAAAUGUCCCACCUUAAUUCUCACCGAGGAUUGCGUCGAGUUUGCUAGAUUGUGUCGAGAUUUCGUUGCGGAUCUUCCUCGCUGAUCUAUCACGCUCCGAGGGAUGGAGAACCGUGAGUGGAUGUACACGGGGCGACCCCGUCAGGGGAAAAUGACCGGGGAAUGGAUACAAAAGACCAAGGAGUUCAUAGAAUCAGCGUUUGAUAAGAAGAGACAUGAUAUAGCCUGGUGCCCGUGUCGUGACUGCAGUAACAAGAAACAACAAACAAAGGAGACAGUUGGUAAACACCUGGUGAAGUAUGGUUUCACACCAUUCUACCACACUUGGGAUUUCCAUGGUGAGACAAAAUCAAAGCGUGCGAGGACCGAUGGGGCUGGUGGGAGUCAUGGCAUGGGAGAAUUUGACACUGGGAUUGAUGAUUGCUUAGAGGACUUCCGUAAUGCACAUGCACCUGAGAAUCCAGUUGUAGAGGAGACACAGGAGGAGGGGGAGAAAAGCACAAAGCAGUUCUACGAAGCUCUGUUUGCGGCACAGAAACCCCUACACGAGCUUACUGAGGUUACUCAACUAGAUGCCAUUGCACGCUUGAUGGCCUUUAAAUACGACCGAAACCUGUGUAGAGAUGGAUUCGAUGAUCUUCUGGCCAUCGUUGGAAGCCUUCUGCCGGCGAAUCACUUACUGACGAAGAACAUGUACGAGUCUGUGAAGAUCCUUCGUGCACUUAAGAUGCCAUAUGAGCAGAUACACUCAUGUCCAAAGGGAUGCACUUUAUUUAGAAAAGAGCAUGCAGAAGCAAAGUACUGUGUCAAGUGCAAAUCCUCAAGGUAUUUCGAGGUUGACGCCGGUAAUGGACAGAAGAGGCAAACUGGAGUAGCCCAAAAGAUCCUACGGUACCUUCCAUUCCUACCAAGGAUCCAAAGGCUCUUUAUGACUGAGGAAUCUGCCCAACAGAUGAGAUGGCCCCUACUUGGCAUAAGGGAGAGCGAAAAGAAGAUGAUACACCCGUCGGAUGGUAGCGCAUGGAAGAAAUUCGUUGCAAAAUAUCCAACAAAAGCGAGCGACCCUAGGAGUGUUGCAAUUGCUAUAUUUGUGUCGACGAUCCGAAUGGUCCACCUGCUGGUUUUGUGGAUGAUUGGUGGAAAUGGGGCAAUCCUGAUAGCGACGACGAAACAUUGGUUCCUCCCAAUGAUCUCGACACAGGCUUUUGAACUUAGACUAUGUACUCGUGGUUGUAAGCUUAGCCUUAUUUGUAAUAACAACUAUAUUUGUGUCGGCUAUAUGUAAUCGUGAUUUUGUAUGUACCCGUGGCUGUGAACUUGUCAUAUUUAUAGCAACAAGUAUGUGUACUCGUGAUUGUAAACUUAGCCUUAUUUGUA
Lolium perenne is the source of this 1790-nucleotide messenger RNA. RefSeq lists its product as uncharacterized. The record is from RefSeq and is a predicted model, not a curated record. Lineage: Eukaryota; Viridiplantae; Streptophyta; Magnoliopsida; Poales; Poaceae.